UUCCGUUUUGAGUUUCUCGUAAAGAGCCAACCAGCUUUUAGUUACGCAGACACGUAAGGAAAAAAGAUCUGACAGAUUAUAAAACUUUUCUUUCUUUCUUUAAUCUCUUUGCGUCUUCGUUUAAAGGGUUUACUGUUUGUUUGUUCAGAGCAGAGUAUUUCGAUAAGAAGCCGAUCCGUUUUCAAUCAUCUGAACUACACUUUGAUCUUUUGUUUGACUUCCCAAUCGACUUAUUGACACUUCCCCACUGUUGAUCAGGGUUAUAACAUCAGGGCUCUGAAGAUGAGGCCUGAGUUUCCAGGGCUAUGGAAGGUAGUAGAAAGCAGACGUCUUCUAUGGCUAGUGGGACUCACAUUUGCUCUCAUCGUCACUUUUCAAUACAUCGAGCUUCCAAACACUAUCUCCUCCCUCUUCUCUUCCACCAAGUUUCCCUCUUCAAGAAACUCGACUUCACUCACAAGAGACAGCCAGCAUCAGAGUCAUAGUAGUAACUUGUCUCCAGCUAUGCCACCGAGCUUUCCCCAAAAGAACGCUACUCUGGUGGAUGAUUCUGGUGGAGGAGAUGGUGAUGAGGAAGUUGAGGUUGAUAAGAUCUUUGACACCAGUGGAAACGCAACCGCUCCCGCAAACGCAACCUCACAUGUGGCUAGUGCAGAGCCCCCUGCCGCAUUACCUCUAGUAAAGGUCGAAGCAACCGCUCCCACCGUUUCGCCUUCUCAUGUAAAAGAAAACGCAACCGCACCUGUGGCUAGUGCUAAUCCUCCUGCCGCAUUACCUCUAGUAAAGGUCAACGCAACCGCUCCCACCGUUUCUCCUUCUGAGGUAAAGGAAAACGCAACCGCACCUGCAGCUAGUGCAGAGCCCCCUGCUGCUUUGCCUGCUUUAAACCGGUCUCCGGUUAAGGAAAACGCAACAACUAGCCAAGUAGAGGAGGACAAGAAGUCAACUAAAACAGAUGCUGGUAGUGUUUCUCCUGUGGUGAGAUUUGUUCCUGACGUCAAAGAGAACUCAAAAAUGCCUGAUUCAGGAGUGAUGUCAAUAUCAGAGAUGAGCAAGCAGCUGCGUCGCAACCGUAUCUCUCAUAACCGUCUAGCAAAGAAACCAAAAUGGGUUACUAAGCCUGACUUGGAGCUUCUACAAGCAAAGCACGAGAUCGAGAAUGCUCCUAUAGAUGAGAAAGACCCUCUCCUCUACGCUCCUCUUUACCGCAACGUCUCCAUCUUCAAACGGAGCUAUGAGCUGAUGGAGAAGAUGUUGAAGGUUUAUGUUUACAAAGAAGGAGACAAACCUAUCAUGCACAGUCCUAUACUCAGAGGGAUAUACGCAUCGGAAGGCUGGUUCAUGAAACUCAUCGAAUCAAACAACAACAAGUUUGUCACAAAGGACGCUUCUAAAGCUCAUCUUUUCUACUUACCCUUUAGUUCUCGGAUGCUGGAGGUGACUCUAUACGUACAGGACUCUCACAGUCACCGUAACCUCAUUCAGUAUCUUAAAGACUACAUAGACUUCAUCUCGGUUAAGUACCCUUUUUGGAAUAGAACCUCCGGUGCUGAUCACUUCCUUGCAGCUUGCCAUGACUGGGCGCCUUCGGAGACACGCAAGCACUUCGCAAAGAGCAUAAGGGCGUUAUGCAACUCUGACGUUAAAGAAGGUUUUGUCUUUGGUAAGGACACGUCAUUACCAGAGACGUUCGUUAGAGAUCCCAAGAAACCGUUAAGCAACAUCGGUGGCAAAUCUGCAUCCCAGAGGCCAACGCUAGCAUUCUUCGCUGGCAAGCCUGACCACGGCUACCUAAGACCGAUCCUACUCUCUUACUGGGGUAACGACAAAGACCCUGACCUAAAAAUAUUCGGGAAGCUUCCGAGGACCAAAGGGAACAAGAACUACCUUCAGUUCAUGAAGACUAGCAAGUACUGCAUCUGCGCCAAAGGGUUCGAAGUGAAUAGUCCUAGAGUGGUGGAGGCUAUAUUCUACGACUGUGUUCCGGUGAUUAUAUCCGAUAACUUCGUGCCGCCGUUUUUCGAGGUUUUGAACUGGGAGUCGUUCGCGCUUUUUGUGGCGGAGAGAGAUAUACCUAACUUGAAGAAGAUUCUGAUGUCGGUGUCGGAGCGUAGGUACAGGCAGAUGCAGAUGAGGGUUAAGAGGGUGCAGAAGCAUUUCCUGUGGCAUGUUAAGCCUGAGAAGUAUGAUAUGUUUCAUAUGAUUCUUCAUUCGGUUUGGUUUAACCGGGUUUUUCAGAUUUCUGUUUAGUUAGUUCUGUGAUCCCAAACGAUUCAUUUCAUUGUACAUUUUUUUACAGAUAAAAAAAAUCCAAUUUGCAAAAACCAUACCACAAAAAUGAAAAUUUUGGUCUUGUUCUGCAAACUAUGUAUAGUGCAUUGUUUUGCAUUUCCUCUGUUUUAAAUUAUAUCUCGUUUAAAAUU
Raphanus sativus (radish) is the source of this 2423-nucleotide messenger RNA. RefSeq names its product probable glycosyltransferase At3g07620. Bases 283 to 2250 code for a protein of 655 amino acids. Lineage: Eukaryota; Viridiplantae; Streptophyta; Magnoliopsida; Brassicales; Brassicaceae. The record is from RefSeq and is a predicted model, not a curated record. The transcript has 5 exons. Gene Ontology annotation, molecular function: glycosyltransferase activity.